Messenger RNA from Kluyveromyces marxianus DMKU3-1042, 768 nucleotides. It is a transcript of the gene DCN1, whose product is annotated as NEDD8 ligase DCN1. Gene Ontology annotation, biological process: positive regulation of ubiquitin-protein transferase activity; protein neddylation. The record is from RefSeq and is a predicted model, not a curated record. The transcript has 2 exons. Gene Ontology annotation, cellular component: ubiquitin ligase complex. Lineage: Eukaryota; Fungi; Ascomycota; Saccharomycetes; Saccharomycetales; Saccharomycetaceae. Gene Ontology annotation, molecular function: ubiquitin-like protein binding; cullin family protein binding; ubiquitin conjugating enzyme binding. The coding region runs from base 1 to 768 and encodes 255 amino acids.
AUGGAAAAGGAGUUCAUGAACCUCACGGGCUGCAAAUACAGUGUGGCCCAGCAGUAUCUUAGACGGAAUGGCGGUCGUGUAGAGUACGCUUUAAAUGACUAUUAUGACCAUGUGGAUGCUAUAGGGGGUAUGCGUCAAUCUUACAGUCCUCGGUUAGUUGGGAUCUUUGAGAAAUAUACAACUGUUGGUCAGGCGACACAGUGGGACACCACGGGACUCAUAAGAUACAUAGAAGAUUUGGGUGUUUCCAUAGAAGAUCCACUGGCCCUUUGUCUCGCGGAAAUGCUUUGUAUCAAGGAUUUAACAAAGCCGUUGUCUAGAGAACAGUUUUUGGAUGCAUGGACGGACCAAUGCUGCGAUACCCUAGACCAAAUGAGAGCACAUCUCCAAACCCUAGAGGCGCGACUAGAAACUGAUAAAGACUACUUCAAGUCGAUAUACUUGUAUAUUUUCCCGCUUAAUGCAGAUGAAACGACCCACCAUAUGCCGAAAGACGUUGCUGUAGAGUAUUGGAAUAUUUUGUUCAAAACAAAGAAAUAUGCGUUGAAGGUUUCUGACUCACGCAUUGAAUCCUGGCUUGCGUUCAUCAAUGCUGGUGAAUCAGACCCAAGACGUCAGAAUAUAUCAUGGGAUACAUGGCGCAUGUUUUACAAGUUUGUGGAACAGUACCCUGAUGACAACAGCUUGAAAGAUACAUACGACGAAAUGGCAUCCUGGCCAUUGCUAAUUGAUGAGUAUUACGAGUAUUUAGAAGACAAUAAUAUCUAG